Dimorphilus gyrociliatus is the source of this 4229-nucleotide messenger RNA. Lineage: Eukaryota; Metazoa; Annelida; Polychaeta; Dinophilidae. The record is from the annotation of a GenBank genome assembly.
ACUAACGCCAUCUACUUCCGGUUUGGUGCUUUACCAAUUUUAUCCCUCACAAAAUAUGCCAUUUUUCAGCGAUCCUACUGGCGUUUAACGCCGUUUAUUAAUUAUGUCGGAUGUUAAAAGAGUAAAGAAGACGAAAGAGAUUGAAUCGGAAGCAGAGUCGAGGAUAAAAGAAAUCAAACAGCAAUUAGGAGAUCAACUAAAAUGUCUCGAUCAAAGAUUGGAAUAUCAAAUUCAACUACUCAGUGAAUUACAAGAGUUCUAUAGAAGAAGAGCGGAUAUAGAAUUGGAAUAUGCUAGACAAUUGGAUCGUCUGCAUCGCUCAUAUAAACCCAGAAAAGAUGAGAGAACUAAAGAUUUUUGGAGAUAUUUAGCACCAUGGGAUUGUUGGGAAUCAGUUGUAAAAUCUGUAGAAAAACAGUAUAGAUUCCAUUCAAAGUUAUAUGGGAUUUACUCGAAUAACAUUAGUAAUCGGUUAGCCGACUUAGAAAAUGACGUUCAAAGUUUGCAGAAAAGGUGCAGAGAGAUGGGCGCAAAAGCCCACGAACAAAUUCUUAAAUGCUUGAACGAAUUGCAGUCUUCUUUGAAAGUGUAUAAUUAUACUCAGCAGAACUUUAAGAAUGCCGAAGUUAAAUUAGAAAGUGUUAAAAAGGAAAAAUUAAAGAGUAGCAGUAGUAAAAAGUCUAAACAAUUGGCGAAAACAACCGAAAAGAAGGAAAGAAAAUAUUCAGAGCAGAGAAAGGCUGCUGUAAGGGCUCGAAAUGAAUAUAUGCUAUGUGUUGAAGCCGCUAAUGCUGCUAUUAAACGCUUUUAUGUGUCCGACAUUUACGAUUUAAUCGAUACAAUGGACCAUGGCUAUCACGCUUCUUUAAGGAAUAUUUUCCUCCUUCACGUCUCCUGUGGCGAACAGGCCUGUCAGCAACAAAUGAUAUGUAAUGAUGAAUUAAAGAAAUGCGCCACUGAAAUUGACACUCAAAAGGAACUGCAGGUGCUGAAGGACAACUUUCGUCCAAUUUUCGCUGUUCCACCUCCCUUCGAUUUUCAACGUCAUGUAGACGAUGAUUUGUCGCCUGCAAUAGCACAAGCGGACGACGAUCUAAUCGAACGCGCCAGGUCCCUUAGGGAGCGUAUCGAUUCGCUAAAAUUAUGUACAGAAGAGAUUUGGAAAACUCUAGAGGCUACAGAGCAUUCAUUGAGUAAGAUUUUCGUCGAUGACGUCGACCAAGAAGCAAUGGAUGUUUUGGGUGAUAAUGCCGAACUAGUUAAUAAACAAAACUGCAAUUAUCAAAAACGCAGAAACGAUAGAUUAGAGCAGGAAGAAUUCUACUUAAAGAGAUUAGAAGAGUACUUGAUUAAUAUAAAUUUAAUGACGAGACUAGAAGCUAAGCACGCUUGUUUACAAAAAUCCGUAGGAGAAAAGACGCCGACUCAAGGACCGUUCAAAGAGUUACCCCCAAAGCCAAAAAGUAGACCAUUCCGCAAAAGCAUAUUCAAUAAGCCUCUUAAACUGUUCGGUGGAACUAUCGAAGAGUAUGUUGAAGCUGUUGGAGAUGAUAUACCAUUAGUUAUUAGAAGUUGUAUACGAGUUAUAGUUAAGUUUGGUUUACAUCACCAAGGUAUAUUCAGGGUUCCUGGAGCCCAAUUGGAAAUCAAUGAAUUCCGAAACGCCUUCGAAAGGGGCGAAGAUCCUUUAGCCGAUGUAAAUGACGGUAAAGAUAUCAAUUCCGUUGCCGGAGUGUUGAAAUUAUAUAUCAGGGAACUGAGGGAAGCUCUUUUCCCUCCAAUACUUUUUGAUCAGUUAAUCAGCUGCUCUAAAUCGGCUGAUAUUAUUCCCCAACUACACGAUCUCCUAACAACUGCCCUUCCAAGGCCUGUCCUAGUCGUGAUGAGAUACCUAUUUGCUUUCUUUAGUCAUUUAUCGGAGUACAGCGAUGAAAAUAUGAUGGAUCCGUCGAAUUUAGCCAUAUGCUUGGGACCUACACUUUUUCCAGUUCCACACGAUAAGGAUCAAGUACACUUUCGUGGCCCUGUUAAUGAGUUAAUCAAGAGCAUAAUUAUACAUAAUCAAGCCAUAUUCCCCCAGGAAGGUGGGGAAUUAUACAAUAAAUUUAUGAUGACUGUUCGGGAUGAUACAACCGAUAAUGUUUCCGAUAAUGACGAAGAAGAGGUUAAUGAUCUCUCUGUAGAAGAAAGCUCUACUGAACGUGAUUCGGGAUUGGAAAUGACUGCCUUGUAUGAUUUCACAGGACGAACCUCUUUGGAACUAACCUUUUCGAAAGGUGCCUCAUUAACCGUCUAUAAUAAAGCGUCGGAUGAAUGGUGGCGAGGGUCUUUUAAAGGUAGAAAGGGUCUUAUUCCGGCAAACUACAUAGUUAGAAAAUCUUCCUUAUCGGCGGAUUUUCGAUUAUCAGGCGAUUUUAAACCUGUUAAGGUAGCAAAUGUUAAAUCAGAAGGCGACGAAGAAGAAAACGUUUCCUCGUCGUCCACCUCCUCCGAUGUUGAUAGUAUGGAAGAACCGAAUAUCGACGAGCAAUUAGAGGCAGCCGAGGAGAGACGCACGCCCGAUUUAGUUUUAGACUUACCCAAAAGAAACGAUGGUAUUACUUCAGCGGCCGAGGCUUUUGCUUGUACACAAACAGGAACCAUUAAAAAAGGUCAUAGUGUAGAUAGCGUCGAAGUUAAGGACGACGAAGACGAACCUGAAGAGCCUAUAGCUGCUAUUAAACCAGUUAAACCAAAGCCUCCGAUAAAGGCUAAGCCUUCUUUGGGGAAGAGUAAAAGUCUUACACCUCCAGAUGGAGGAGACGAAUCAAACGUUUAGAAUGUAUUGUUUGUUCAAAACUUUUUUCUCGAUAAAUAUAGGUAUAUGUAUAUAAUUAGGUUUAUAUAUACACGCAUGUAUAUAUAUAUAUAUAUAUAUAUGUUUUAGUUUCUUUACUCGCAGUUGAGACUUAAAGGAGAAAACUUGAUUAGCAAACUUUACUUCAGAAGGAAAAUGUCAAAAAAUUAAAAAAAAAAUCAAUUUAAACUCUUCCUUUUACUUUAUUUUUCUUCUUUUAUUCUCUUUCAAUCAACAUGAACUUUAAAAUGUUCAGUAUCCAAAUAACAGGAAAAAAACUAAGGCAUUUUUUAUUUUUUCUCUUCAUUUUUAAAUCAAAAUGAAAGAAGAAGAGAAAACGAUGAAUGAAAUAUCAAAAAAAAGGUCUUGUCGCCUACAUAUUCAGUUUUAUCUUUAUUCUUCGUUAUGGCUCUCUAUUUCUUUUUUAUCGAUUGUUUUUAUUCCUUUUUCAAAAGAAAGAUCUCUGAAAGAAAGAAAAAAGGAAAGAUAAAAAGACUUUUUUAUAUCUUUUGUUGUUUCUUUUAAAAAACAAAAAUGAUCAAUUUUUGAUUUGUACAAAAUAUCUCAUAUGAUUAUUUUUUGUCUCCGAAAACAUUGUUUGUUUUGGUAUUUUUUUAUGAAAAUACUCUUAUGUUUAUUAUAUAUUUAAUCAAUUAUGAAUAUUCUUAAUCGAACCAAAAGUAAAAUGAAUGAUUAUAUAGUUUCACAAAGGAAAAAUACGAACGUUCAAAAAUGUAGGAUUUCUGUAUUUGAAUUUUCUAGAUGUAUCUGUUUAUAAUUGAAGCGUCUAGCCUAGUAUUCUCUUUGUUUAUGUUUUAACUGAUUUUUUAUUUUUUUUUCAAUUAUUUGUGCCAAAGUUGCGCAAGAGUUUUUCAAGAAUUCUUUUACUUUUCUUUUAAAUUUGCAUGAUCGUCUAGUAAUGUUUUGCAUUGUAAACAUUUUUUAAGUACAUUUUUGUCCUGAUACAGUAUAUUUCUUAUUGAUUUCUUUAUAUGUUAUAUACAAUUUCGAGAUGGAAAAAAAUAGUAUAAAUAUCAUAAACAUAUCUUUUUAUCUUUAAUUAAAAAAUAUAACAGUUAUAGUACAAACUUUCAAACAUUACUUUCACUUUUCAAACUAGUUUGUUCAAGGGAAAGAGACAGAGAAUCUGUUUAAACUAUGAGAAAACAAAGAAAAGCAAAUAUUAUUUGUUUUUAUUAUUGUUUGUUUGUUUUGUUUUUGAUUUGUGUUCAAGAGAGAAUGAGAAAAAGCAAAAUGGUGUAAAUAUCUUUAUCUGCUGCUGCUGCUCCUCCUCUUCUUCUAUAAAGAGCAGGUUAUCUAAUUAUAAAUAUAACAGUAUUUAUGUUAUGUAAACUGUUAAUAGAAUGAAUAAAAGUUGAAAAUAAUGAAAAAA